AUGAAAUUUCGGACAUUCUUUGGGCGUUCUGUCUCUCCGCGUGCUGCGAGCUGCGGUGCUGCUGCUUGUUGGCUGCAUGCAGCAGCAGCAGCAGCAGCAGCAGCAGCAGCAGCAGCAAGAGAGCCGCUGCUGCCACCAGCAGCAUUUAGUAGCACACUAAAACAACGAGCAUACAGACAAACGCUGCAGCUGAAAGCAGCAGCAGCAGCAGCACUCUUUCUCUAUUUGCUGCUGCCUUUCUUCGCGCCGGAGCCGCCGACGCUGCUGCACCCGCCACAGCAGCAGCAGCAGCAGCAGCAGCAGCAGCAACAGCAGCAGCAGCAGCAACAGCAGCAGCUGCUGCAGCAGCAGAUAGUAGGGUUCUCGUCAGCCCCCACGAGGUGUAUAGACAGCUGGUGCAGCACAGAGCAGCAAAUCAACCCCCUCCACCAGCAGCAGCAACAGCAGCAACAGCAGCAACAGCAGCAGCAGCAGCAAUAUGGAGACUAUUUGUUGCUGCUGCAGCAGCAGCCCUUCCCUCGUACCCGCCGACUGAAGGAGACAAAGGCCCUGCUGCUGCUGCACCCCAGCAGCAGCAGCAGCAGCAGCAGCAGCAGCAGCAGCAGCAACAGCAGCAGCAGUGACAGCAGCAGCAAUGAUAGCAGCAGCUGCAGCAUUAGCAGCAGCAGCUGCAGCAGCAGCAGCAGAUUCCCCGCCAACAACAACAGCAGCAGCAGCAGCAGCAGCAGUUCCAUCCCGAGCGAACCCACGAGGUGUAUAGACAGCUGGUGCAGCACAGAGCAGCAAAUCAACCCCCUCCACCAGCAGCAGCAGCAGCAGCAGCAGCAGCAGCAGCAACAGCAGCAGCAGCAGCAGCAGCAGCAAUAUGGAGACUAUGGGUUGCUGCUGCAGCAGCAGCCCUUCCCUCGUACCCGCCGGCUGAAGGAGACAAAAGCUCUGCUGCUGCUGCACCCCAGCAGCAGCAGCAGCAGCAGCAGCAGCAGGCAGCAGCAGCAGCAGCAGCAGCAGCAGCAGAAUAUGUAUAUUAAACUGUUUCUCUACUGUAUCUCCUUUACAUGCAGAUUAUAUGUUGCUGCUGCUCAGUGA
This is a messenger RNA of Eimeria mitis, 1086 nucleotides long. RefSeq lists its product as uncharacterized. Bases 1 to 1086 code for a protein of 361 amino acids. The transcript has 4 exons. The record is from RefSeq and is a predicted model, not a curated record. Lineage: Eukaryota; Apicomplexa; Conoidasida; Eucoccidiorida; Eimeriidae. Gene Ontology annotation, cellular component: nucleoplasm; nucleolus.